AGCGCCUUACUUGUGGUUGGCUGCCUCCGCACUAUUUCGUGCUUUAUUCACGGCUCUAAUUUUACCACCCUGCUACUUCAUCACUCGUAUUAACAUAUGCAGUAUUCCAUACAAAGAACAACUACAGCAAUCAGACCAGCAGCACUACCACAGCCCGAGGCCGCAACAGAUAGUACAUGAAGGAGCUCCAUUGGAAUCUACUCGUACAUGUACAUCGUACAGAGAAGGCCGAUAGCACCAUUGCCAUGUUUACGAGGGACCUGUCGCCAGCGCUUUUUGCCACUCACUAUCUACUACUGUAUGUAGGUAGUAGCUGGCAUUUAGUGCCCUCCGCGCUUAUAGGGGCCCCUGUCAGGAGGGCGAAUCCCGCACUGAUGCUGCGAAUCAAAAGCGACUUGCUUCAAAACGUACAGAGAAUGGAUGACUCGUAAUUUUGACUCCACCAUUGAACCCGAUCCUCCCAGGCCUUCACUG
Messenger RNA from Trichoderma asperellum CBS 433.97, 474 nucleotides. Lineage: Eukaryota; Fungi; Ascomycota; Sordariomycetes; Hypocreales; Hypocreaceae. The record is from RefSeq and is a predicted model, not a curated record.